AUGAAGACAUUUGGCAACGUCUUCCGUCUCCGACCACCGUUUGUCGAGUCUGGGCCGGAUGGCCUCGCGCUCAUUUCAGACGAGUCUGAUCCGCGCUACAGUGCCCUGGUGACGACCUUCAUGUACUGCGCCAGCCUGGAGCAGGAUCAAGAGCCAUUCCUGCAAGAGCAGCUUGUUCAGUUCUUGAGGGGCUCAAUACAGCGUAUCAAGCUCGACUUUGAUGUCGACGUACUCGUCAGCAACUCCAUUACCCUCGACUCGUUCCGCUUGGCAAACAUGCCUCAGUACAGGGAAACAAACACGUUUGCUCUGGAGGCAAGAACAGUUGGCUCCACAAAAGUCAUCCCUAGUCCUGCGUCUCUCCCAGCCAGUCCCAGUCCCAAGAAGGCCAACGCUCCAACUCCUCUCCUCGACACUCCCCCAUCACACCGCUUAUGUGUUUCUUCACCGCCUGCGGGCAGCCCCCCUCCGGCGACACCACUGGCUACAACCGCGAUGAGCACCCUGUCAAGCACGUCGAGUACUCCUGCCAGUAAACUGGAGGAGCCACCAGCCAAGACGAUGGGAGGCUCCUUAGGAACGCCCUCGCGCUCGUCCAAGCGUUCAGCGUCACCCAUUACAUCGUCUCCGUCUCCGGCACCACCAGCUAAGAAACCGCCGAGUCCGAGCGUCUCCGAAUCGUCUUUCGCAUCCAGUAUCGGCGGAACUUGCAAGCCGGAUAUUAUCGCCACAAUGGAUUCCAUGACAGUGCAAGGGGAUAAACACCGAAUUGGGCUCUUGGUCGGUGAGGUGAAGCGCUUCGCCAGCUCGGCUUCGGUCGCCACUCGAGACGACAAGUAUCGCGAGGGCGCGCCUCAACUUGCACUCUACAUGUCUGCUCUUUGGGAACUUUGCCGCACCUGGGCAGGCAUCCUCGUCAUCAACGAUUGUUAUUCAAGGUCGCUGGUACUUGGUGAGGCCGACUACAAGGCUCUCGAUACCACGCCGUUUCACGGCGACGCAAUCCUCUCAGACGGAGAUCUUCCACCUCUCAUCAUUUCCCUUCGAGGUCCCAGACGAUCAUCCCGCACCUUCUCUGACGGCCUUUUCGCACUUGGCCUAUCCCACUCGGCUGAAACACCCUUGUCGCCGCUCUCUGGCCCGCUACCAGACUUUGAGGAACUCUGCCGAGAUCUCAUCAGCAGCAGCUUCGUGACCGCGUUGACGCCUUCCAACCUUGAGCUCGUGGUGCGCGUCCGUCGGUCUUUCUCGCGUCCAAAGGCGUCGACCCCACACAAGCCUCGCAUCCCAUUGGGCGUACCCCCAUUGGGCGUACCCCCAACGGGCGUGCCCUCGACCGUCAUCGAGUACGAGACAGUGUCCCCUUCAAGCAGUGUGACCUCGAGCGAGGCCAAGCCCCAACGGAACCCCGCCACUCCAGAUGGUUGGGGCAAACGCCAACCUAAAAACGACAGCCCAAGUGGCAGCGGCGGCGGACUCGGCGGUGGUGGCAAGGCUGGUGGCGCCUCGGGCGACAUGUCCACGUCCAGUGCCGUUGGUGCCGGUUCGAGUACAGCAGGUGAAACCGACACCAAGAUGAAUGUGGGCGCUGGUACGGCCUCCAAGGACCAGAAGCAGCACACCGCCGCCGUUACAUCGCCUCUAUACGACCUCGGUCAGCGCACACCGCCGCAGGAGCAGAUGACGGCCACGCCAAGGUUAACCCCUUCAACGAGCACGCCAUGGACCCAAGCGGGGUCCGCAAGCAGCGCCUCUACUGUUCCGUCCAGUGUACCGUUGCAAUCCGCCAAGAAUCCUGGUGAUCGUAACAAUGUGGACUGUGACACUGCCGCAGAUGAACCCCCAUGCGACUGCGCUGUCCACCAACAGUAUGGCCACCGUCCCGUGUUGAUUCUCGCGAUCACAGCCCAAGAGACCACGCAACUGUUCAACCUGCGACUGGCUGGCGCCUUGGGCGCUGUUCGGGCCGCGUAG
Molecule: messenger RNA, 1974 nt
Organism: Apiotrichum porosum
Lineage: Eukaryota; Fungi; Basidiomycota; Tremellomycetes; Trichosporonales; Trichosporonaceae
Exons: 3
Coding region: 1-1974 (657 amino acids)
Source: RefSeq, a predicted model, not a curated record